Solanum verrucosum is the source of this 1365-nucleotide messenger RNA. Its product is annotated as beta-D-glucosyl crocetin beta-1,6-glucosyltransferase-like. The coding region runs from base 1 to 1365 and encodes 454 amino acids. The record is from RefSeq and is a predicted model, not a curated record. The transcript has 2 exons. Gene Ontology annotation, molecular function: UDP-glycosyltransferase activity. NCBI's taxonomy places the organism in Eukaryota, Viridiplantae, Streptophyta, Magnoliopsida, Solanales, Solanaceae.
AUGGCUAAACAAGUUACAGAGCCUCUUAGUACUUUGAGGGUACUGAUGUUCCCAUUUUUGGCUUAUGGACACAUCUCUCCAUUUCUAAACGUAGCCAAGAAACUCGCGGAUAGGGAAUUCUUGAUUUACCUCUAUUCUACGCCCAUCAAUCUCAAAUAUGCCAGCAAGAAAAUCCCUGAAAAGUAUGCUGAUUCGAUUCAGCUUGUCGAACUUCACUUACCAGAAUUACCCGAACUUCCUCCUCAUUACCAUACUACCAAUGAUCUCCCACACCAUCUCCAUCACACCCUUCAAAAAGCCCUGAAAAUGUCCAAACCAAACUUCUCAAAAAUCUUGGAAAAUCUGAAACCUGAUUUGGUGAUUUAUGACAUAUUGCAGCAAUGGGCUGAACGUGUCGCGAAUGAACACAACAUUCCAGCAGUUAAGCUCCUAACUUCGGGUGCAACUGUGUUUUCGUAUUUUACAAUAUCACUGAAUAAACCAGAGGAUGUAUUCCCAUUCCCUGAAAUUUAUCUCAGGAAAAGUGAACAAGUAAAAAUGAAUGAAACUUUAAAAUGUGCUAAAGAGAUAGAACCUGAUGAAGGGGAUCGUCAAGCUGAUGGAAAUAGACAAAUUAUGCUGAUGAGUACCUCUAGAAUUAUAGAGGACAAAUACAUAGAUUAUUGCAUUGAUUUCCUCAAUUUGAAGGUUAUUCCAGUUGGUCCACCAGUCCAAGAUUCGAUCACUGAUGACGCUGACGACAUGGAGCUUAUAGAUUGGUUAGGAACAAAAGAUGAGAAUUCAACUGUUUUUGUCUCAUUUGGGAGUGAGUAUUUCUUGUCAAAAGAAGAUAUGGAAGAAGUAGCUUUCGGGUUGGAGUUAAGUAAUGUUAAUUUCAUAUGGGUUGCAAGAUUUCCAAAAGGUGAAGAGCGAAAUCAUGAAGAUGCAUUGCCAAAAGGUUUUCUUGAAAGAAUUGGAGAAAGGGGAAGAGUAGUUUUGGACAAAUUUGCACCACAACCAAGAAUUCUAAAUCAUAUGAGUACCGGAGGAUUUAUAAGUCAUUGUGGUUGGAAUUCAGUAAUGGAAAGUAUAGAUUUCGGGGUUCCUAUAAUUGCCAUGCCUAUGCAUCUUGAACAACCAAUGAAUGCGAGGUUGAUUGUAGAAUUGGGAGUCGCAGUGGAGAUUGUAAGAGAUAAUAAUGGGAAAAUUCACAGAGAAGAAAUCGCAGAAAUUCUUAAAUGUAUCAUAACAGGGGAAACAGGGGAAAAUUUGAGGGCUAAAGUGAGAGAUAUCAGCAAGAAUUUGAAAUCUGUAAGAGGUGAAGAGAUGGAUGCUGCUGCUCAGGAGAUAAUUCAACUUUGUAGGAAUAGUAAUAAGUGCAAAUAA